AUGGGGAUACUCUACAAAAUCCGCGUGGCGGUCUGGGGCGUCCCGCCUGCCACGAGAGCGGAAACGAUUCUCCUUCGAAAGAUUGAUUUUUUCGUCCUCUCUUUCGUUUGUUUGAUGUAUUGGGUCAACUACCUCGACCGCGCCAACCUCAACAACGCCUACGUCUCCGGCAUGCGCGAAGACUUGAAUUUCAAAGGCACCCAACUCAAUCAAAUCAACACCAUCUUCUACGGCGGAUACCUCCUGGGUCAAAUCCCCAACAACCUCAUCCUACAGAAAGUUCCCCCGAGGAUUUGGUUGCCGACGACCGUUUUGUGUUGGGGACUGUUGACUCUGGGAACGGGCUUUACGAAUCAUCCGUGGCAGAUUAUGGUCAUUCGCUUUUUUCAGGGAUUCUUUGAGGCGAGCUGUUUUGUGGGCGUGCAUUGGAUUUUGGGGGCUUGGUAUAAACCUGAUGAGAUUGGAAAGCGAACGGCCAUUUUCACCAGCUCGGGACUUGCUGGGACCAUGUUCUCGGGGAUUAUGCAGGGCUCCAUCUUCGAGAGCUUGGAUGGCGUUCAAGGUUUGGCUGGAUGGAGAUGGCUCUUUGUUAUCGACUUUUUAAUCACCUUCCCCGUGGCCAUCUACGGCUUCCUCUUCUUCCCCGACACUCCCAACAGUUCCGUAGCCAAAUAUCUCACCCCGGCGGAAAAAAUCAUGGCAGUCGAGCGUCUUCCCGAAGUCGCCAAGCAACGCGGAACUCUAGGCUGGAGUCUCAUCAAACGUGUAGUCCUUAGCUGGCACUGGUGGGGCUUCGUAAUCCUCUGGAUCGCAGGCUCCAACACAGAAAUGUACUCCACAAACGCCAUAAUGCAACUCUACCUCCGCAGCACCAACGACUACCCCAUAACCCAAGUAAACUACAUCCCGACCUCAGUCUCCGGAAUGGGCAUCCUCGCCACCUUGAUCCUAGGUUGGUAUUCCGAUUCCAGUAACCGCCCGCGCUGGCACGUAGGAAUCCUCUUAUCCUUCACCGCCAUCCUAUCAGGUGCAUUGUUUCUCCAUCCGGAAUUAGGUCGUCCCGCGCGUUUCGCCGCUUUGAUUUUGAAUGGAUGCCAGUUUGCGGGGCAGACGGUUACGUUUGCUUGGGCGAAUGAUUUGAUGCGUGGGGAUGAUGCUAAGAGGGCUGUGGUGCUUGCUAGUAUGAAUUUGUUUAGUGUGGCUGUGUAUUUGUUUUGGAGUCUGUUGUUUUAUAAUACUACGCAGGGACCGGAUUGGGUGGAGGGAUCUUGGGCUAUGAUCGCCAUGGGGAUUUUCCUCUUCUUUGCYACUGUGGCUUGUCGGUUAUUGCAGGUUCGACAGGAGAAGCAUGAGGUGAUUGAGAGGGAGGGAAGGAUUCCUGAAGAGUUGAAAGGGGUGGAUUGA
Ramularia collo-cygni is the source of this 1404-nucleotide messenger RNA. Its product is annotated as related to permease of the major facilitator superfamily. Gene Ontology annotation, cellular component: plasma membrane. Gene Ontology annotation, biological process: pantothenate import across plasma membrane. Bases 1 to 1404 code for a protein of 467 amino acids. Gene Ontology annotation, molecular function: pantothenate transmembrane transporter activity. The transcript is spliced from 8 exons. NCBI's taxonomy places the organism in Eukaryota, Fungi, Ascomycota, Dothideomycetes, Mycosphaerellales, Mycosphaerellaceae. The record is from RefSeq and is a predicted model, not a curated record.